ACAUCAUCGAGUUUUAGAAAAAACCUCUAGCAAUUUAAUUUUCACAUUGUUGAUGGCAAAGUGCUUAAAUUUUAUUGUGUUAGAUAUCAAUCAGACUUCACAAUAAGUCAAAAAGGUAAGUAGUUCUACUUUUACAGCACUUGCACUUUACAGGUACGUUAGAGUUGCAAAACACUUUCUUGCUUGUUAUAACCCCAUAAAUAAAACAAAAGGACAAACUUUGUUUAAGCGUCUUAAUGUUGGUAAUCAAUCAACGUUCCAAAUGAUUUCCCUAUUUCCUUAUUUCAUCGCAUUUACCAGGACAUUUCCUUAAUCCACAUGUAACAAAGUGUACCGAUAAGGGCCUAAUCAAAUUGCUUUUAAACAUUUAAUUACAAAGCUAGUAGGCUCCGCAAGCAAAUUCUGUUUUGAUAGGUAAGAUUUAUCGAGUACUCCGAAUGAUUUAGUAGACCCGAUUCAAUGACUUAUCAUGGGUUAAGAGUGAGAGAAAAGAAUAAGGAAAAAUAACAUACUAAUCCGUAAUAAGAAUCAUAAUUAACUAAUAGAAUAAAACUUGUAAACUCAUAGUCAAGAGGUAAAAAAAAAAAAAAAAAAAAACUAAUUGUCUAUACGAAAUAAAAUAAAUUGACCCCAACCCUUAAGCGACUUGAAAGACUUAUCUAUUAGAAACGCAUUCCAUAUAUAGAUCUUAUGAUAGUAUUUACUUAUUUAGGUAAAUAAUACGAAGUAUAUUUAAGUGAUAUUCUAAGAUAGAAUUAUGUUAUCUAUUGAUAUUAAAACAAUAUCUUAUUAAUUAGGAAAGUUCAAGGUGUUAGAAUAUCUUGUUUUCUAGGCCUAGUAGGAUUACGUUGUUGUUAUUGUAUAAAUAUCCAUAAUAAGGAGAAGCCAGACUAUUUAACACUCUUUUAACUUAAACUCAUCACAUACUUUAUUUCCUUAUAUAUAGUUAUAUAUUACAACAUAUAUAUGAUGAUCGAAAAGAGCACAUUAUUUGAUUAAAAAAAACAUAUCAUACAAAUUGUGAGAGUAAAUUUUCUACAAUGGAAGAAGCUGUUGCCGGAGGAGAACAACAUAAGCAUCUAAACAAAUUUGCUUGUGCUGCUGCUAUCCUUGCCUCUACAAUUUCUAUCAUAUUUGGCUAUGAUACUGGAGUUAUGAGUGGAGCAAUGAUUUUCAUCAAAGAAGACCUCAAAAUCAAUGACACCCAAAUAGAAGUACUAGCAGGGAUACUUAACUUGUGUGCAUUGGUUGGCUCUCUAAUAGCCGGGAGGACUUCCGACUACAUCGGUCGACGCUACACAAUCGUCGUAGCAUCCACCCUCUUCUUGUUAGGCUCCAUCUUGAUGGGUUAUGGCAUGAACUUCGCGGUCUUAAUGACCGGGAGGUGCAUUGCUGGAUUCGGCGUAGGCUUUGCCCUUAUGAUCGCGCCAAUAUAUACAGCCGAGAUUUCUUCAGCUACACAUAGAGGAAAACUAUCAUCAUUACCCGAGUUUUGCAUUAGUCUUGGUAUUUUAUUAGGAUAUGUCUCAAAUUACAUGUUUGGAAAACUAACGUUGAAGUUAGGUUGGAGGCUAAUGCUCGGCGUGGCAGCCAUACCGUCUCUUGGUUUGAUCUUUGGGGUCCUUAAAAUGCCCGAGUCUCCACGGUGGCUCGUCAUGAAAGGCCGCACAGAGGACGCUAAAAGAGUCCUUAAGUUGGUGUCUAACUCGAAACACGAGGCCGAGAUUAGGCUUGAAGAUAUAAUAACAACCGUAGAGUCUUCAAAAAUGCUAGAUAAAAAGUCCCAAACCGAGUUUUCCUUAUGGAAGGAGCUCCUCUUUAAGCCCACCUUAGCGGUUCGUUGGACUUUAUUUGCUGCCAUAGGCAUCCAUUUCUUCGAACACGCAACCGGCAUAGAAGCUGUCAUACUAUAUAGCCCUAGGAUCUUUAAGGCGGUCGGCAUCACUAGCAAGAACAAGCUCUUGCUAGCAAAUGUUGGCCUAGGGGUGGUCAAGACACUUUUCAUUUUAGUAGCCACUUUUUUAUUAGACAAAGUUGGUCGACGUCCAUUGCUAUUGACAAGCACAGCUGGGGUAAUACUCGCCCUUAUAGCACUUGGGGUCGGGCUAACUUUCACCAGCUGUUAUCCUCAUGGUAACACCACAUCAGCAAUGUUGCCUAUACAGGAAAAAUUUUGUAGGCUACCUAUUGUUGCAAACUCAAAAAACCAUGCAUCAUGGGCUUUAGCACUAUCUAUAUGUGCCACAUACAUUUAUAUGGCCUUCUUCUCAAUUGGGAUAUCUCCCAUCACUUGGGUUUAUACAUCUGAGAUAUUUCCGCUUAAGUUUCGAGCCGUCGGCGCAGGACUUGCUGUGGCUGUGAAUAGGUUUAUGAAUGCUGCUGUAUCAAUGAGUUUCAUAUCAAUGUAUAAGGCUAUUACAAUUGGUGGGACUUUCUUCUUGUUUGGUGGGCUUGCGAUGAUGGCUUGGUUAUUUUUCUACUUCUUUUUGCCUGAGACAAAAGGAAAAUCUUUGGAAGAAAUUGAGAUGAUGUUUAGCAAGAAAACUCAAGCAAUAAAUGAGGAUCAUUUUGUGAACAAAAAGUAAUGGAUCAUAGGAAUUAGGAAUAAAAUAGGAGGGAAAUGUAAUUUGUAAUUUGUUGAAUGUUAGAAGAUUAUUUUAAAUGAUAAAUUGAUUAAAUUUUCAAAAUUUGAUUAUUGAUAGAUAAUUUGUACCAGUAUCUUUUUUUCAAGUUUCAAAUCAAUUCAGUUAUCACCAGGAGAAUCCAAGAAGUUUAAAUUUGUAGUCU
Messenger RNA from Chenopodium quinoa (quinoa), 2787 nucleotides. Its product is annotated as probable polyol transporter 3. The transcript is spliced from 2 exons. Bases 1041 to 2585 code for a protein of 514 amino acids. Gene Ontology annotation, cellular component: membrane. NCBI's taxonomy places the organism in Eukaryota, Viridiplantae, Streptophyta, Magnoliopsida, Caryophyllales, Amaranthaceae. Gene Ontology annotation, biological process: transmembrane transport. The record is from RefSeq and is a predicted model, not a curated record. Gene Ontology annotation, molecular function: carbohydrate transmembrane transporter activity.